CCUAAACCUGUUAUAUCCAUUUUUCAGAUGAAAUGUUUUGGGAAAGAAAAUUAUCCUGAAUUCCUGACAUUUCUUUGACAAUUUCAGUAUAAAGAAAAUGGCGAAGGGUAAUUUUCUUCCCAUUUAAAAGUAAAUUAGACGAAGUUUAAUGUUUAGUGAUCGUUCUGACCUAAUUUUACUCAAAUAACAUAGCCUUUGAGAUGCAGGGUCAAGAAGGCAUUCCUGGGUCUUCGGAUCAUAGACUAGCACUCAUUCAUGAAAUGAGUGCCCACAAUUUUGACCUGAUUAGGUUUGCCUCAUAUAGGACAGCCACUAAACUUAGAUUUAUCCAGAAAAAAGUUAGCUUGCAUGCUGUUGAUAUAUGGAAUGUAAUUGAAGCAUUUAGAGAACAAGGGUUACAUGCCUUGGAACCUUCUUCUGAACUGAGUGUGGCAAGACUAGAGACACUUCUUUGCUCUCUAUAUCAUAGUUUAAAUAAAAGGGCACCGCCAACACAGCAAGCUCAUGUUGACGUAUGUUCCAGUCUCUUACUUAAUUGGCUUUUAGCUGCUUACGCUACUGUUGAUAACGUAGGAAAAAUAAGAGUAUUUUCUAUUAAAAUUGCUUUAGCCACAUUAUGUGCUGGGAAAUUAAUGGAUAAAUUAAGAUAUGUAUUUUCUCAAAUAUCUGAUACCAAUGGUUUAUUAAUUCAGUGGAGAUUUAAUGAAUAUUUACAAGAAGUUUUGGCUCUUCCUGCUGCGGUUUAUGAAUCUCCUACUUUCAGUUACACCGAUACUCUAGCUGCUUCCAUAUUUAAUCCUAAUAUUAAAGUUACUGUUAAUGAUUUUCUUGAUACUAUGAUGUCAGAUCCUGGCCCUCCAUGUUUGGUGUGGCUUCCCCUUGUCCAUAGAAUUGCCAGUGUUGAAAAUGUUAUUCAUCCAGUACAAUGUGAUGCCUGUCAAAGGGAGAAUUUUUCUGGUUUCAGAUACCGUUGUCAAAAAUGCCCCCAUUAUACUCUGUGCCAGGAUUGUUUUUGGAGAGGCAGAGUUUCCCCACCCCACAAUCUAGACCACCAAGUGAAAGAAUAUGCUACUUUUUCACCAACUAAAACUAUUGGACAGUCUUUAAGGAAAUCAUUUAGAUGUGUUCCAGAUAAGCAGCGUAAUAAUCUUCCAAGAUUUCCAGAGCAGCCAGAGAAAACUUUAAAUUUGUCCCAUAUAGUUCCUCCCUCUCCAAUUCCAUCUCAUAAUGGAUUUCCAGAUGGUCAGUAUACCGGUGGAUUUGAUGGAAUGGGUAGCUUAGAUAGCAGAUCCACAGCUAGAAGUCUGGACAGUGCCAGAGAUGAUGAACAUCGACUAAUAGCUAGGUAUGCCGCAAAAUUAGCUCAGGAAGCCAGGGGUGGAAUGCCUCGAGACGCUACCUAUAGAAAAAAUUCUUUAUCACCAGAUAUCAUAGGGGGAAGAGUUCCAUCUGAAGCUUGCCUAGGCAUGGACUCGACCAGAGCUCAGAGGGAACUUAUCAAUCAACUCGAAUCGAAAAACAGAGAAAUUAUGAGAGAAAUAGCCAGGUUAAGAAGACAACAGGAACUAGAAUCGAGCGGCCACAGUGCUGACAACCCGGUAUUGAUGAGCGAGUUGCGAGCACUGCGCAUGCGUAAAGAUGAGCUGGAAACGCAUUUGAUAACGUUGCAGGAUUCUCGUCGCCAGCUUAUGAUUCAGCUUGAAGGACUCAUGAAAAUGUUAAAGAAUCAUCAGUCUUCCCCAAGAAGUACCCCCAAUUCCUCUCCUCGAAGCACGAAAUCUCCUCCGUUGCCUCCAGGAGUCGCCCCAUCUACUCAAACAAAUCCCAGGAGCGCACCGCAGACUCCAAUGGGCAUGCCACCGUCUUCCAGUUCUUCCAUGACCAAUUCCAUGCCACCCAUGAGCGUUGAGAGGGAAAAAUUGGACAGAGAAAGAGAUCGGCGUGAUAUGCCUUUGGGUUUGGUGCAGCCUUUGGGUGGCAUGGUUGGUAGGAACGAUGCUGUAGUUAUGAUGCAGCAGCAGCAGCAGCAGGAGAGGAACGAUAGGGAGAUAAAUAGGCAUAAUGUUAAUAAUGACGCGUCAUUGAUUGGAGUGGGCGGAGAUGUGAGAAAUGCAUUUGGAGGUGGGCCAGGAAUGAUCGGUUCCAAUGGUAAUGGUACGCCAGGCUCGACGGGUCGUUCCUUAAGGAACGACUUGCUGGUUGCAGCCGACUCGGUCACAAACGCCAUGUCCACCUUAGUAAGGGAAUUAAACUCAGAUUUCGAAGACGACGGGGAUGACGAGUCUGACGUAGGUUGGCAACAAGAACUCCAACGCAGGUACAUGCAGGACGCUAAUUUCAUGGCAGAACUGAGGGCCAGGCAUCCGUCUAGUCCACCGGAAGUGAAUCAUGUGUCCAACUCAUCCAGUCAGAAUUAUAUCCACGGUCAGAACUUCAAAAUGCAAGGCAUCCACUUUCCUAACAGUCAAAGUGGAUCGUUGAAUCAGCACGGUUACGUACAGUUGGAUCAGAAUCAAGAUCUGUUUGGUCCGCAGUAUUCGACACUUGACAACCACUUAAAUCAAGAUCGCCAGCAGAUUGAAAAUUGCGAUGAAGAUACAGAGCAUCAAGAAGUUCGUAAUAAAGAAACCAUUGAAUUUGAAGAAGCCCUGAAACAGUGGGUAAAUCGGUAAAAAUGGAAUUAGAAUAUUUUGUGUAGUCCAAGUCAUCCAGAUCUAAAGAGUAUACCUGUAUGUUUUUCUGUUUUGUGGAUUUAUUUCUUCUACAUUUCAUAUGAAACAUUAUUUUUUGGUCGAAACAAAAGGAAAAAUUAUAACAUCCAAGUGCAUUUCGUUUGGGUUUGGCAGAAUGACACUUUUUAACUGAAAUAAUCGAAUGUAGUACAAAUAAUAUCGAAAUGAGGCACUUGAAUAUGGUACUUCGGCAGUUUAUGUUUACGGCCUAAAACUAAAGGAUUUAGCAUGAAAACGUGUAUCAACUUUAAUUGUGUUGGUGACAUAAUAAAUCUAGAAAUACACAGUAUAGGAAGGUCAUUCAUACAUUUAGGUAUAGUCAUUAAGUGUACGAUAUAAUCAGUUUUCGAAAAUAUCAUAUCAAAUAGAUAUAAAAUAAAAUAAACGCUUCUUAAUAGUUAAUGAAAUUAUAUAAACAUAGUAUGGGCAGGCAGGGACUGAGCUUAGUCAUUUUAAUUAAAAAAAAAUAAACACAUCCCCGAGAUAAAACUACUAUUAUUAUUAGGCUAUAUAAAUUGACCGGUACAUAAGGUCCAGGGUUGCCACCAGGUCCGAUUUUGUCAGGACAGUCCCGAUUUUGAUCCAAAAGUCCCGCGUCCCCACGCAAGGCCCUAAUGUCUCGAUUUUUAUUUAUUUAAUAGCCACGUUUUUAUUAAACAAUAAAAUUGUAAAAUUUAUUAUUAAAAAUAUAUGUUUAUUAAAUUUCUGGAAUUUAAAAACAGUUCUUUUCUGCGAAUUAAUUAAAACCUUAGAAAUUUUGUAAUUAAAAGAAAUAUACAUUGAUACUCUGUUUAAUGAAUAUUCGAUAAUAAAAAAUAAAGUAUUUUAAAAACUAGAGUAAAUUAUAUGCCUUCAUCAAGGUUGUUAUUUAUAUAUUUUCACGUAUGAUGUUGAAGUAAACAGACGCUAGGAAAUAUAGUAUAUUCAGAUGUUCAUUUAAGCUCAUUAGAACGGAACUCCAAAUCUCAUUUAAUUUUAAUAUAUCGCAGAUAAGAAUUUUUGGAUUUUAUUAAAAAUGACAAGGCUCUUACAGCAAUAAAACAAAUGAUAAAUAUUCAUUAGAGUUGGGGACUGGAAUCUUUGGUGUUAGAACAGCAAAUAAAACACUAAGUGAUAAAUGGAAAUUAGCGCAUUGUAGGGGUUAAGACCUUUUUAUGCUUAUACCGUAUGAUCGAAAAAAAAACGGCGUCCAGUUGGCUGGAAAAUGACAUUUCCCA
Messenger RNA from Sitophilus oryzae (rice weevil), 3949 nucleotides. RefSeq names its product dystrobrevin beta-like. Lineage: Eukaryota; Metazoa; Arthropoda; Insecta; Coleoptera; Curculionidae. Bases 201 to 2672 code for a protein of 823 amino acids. The record is from RefSeq and is a predicted model, not a curated record. Gene Ontology annotation, molecular function: zinc ion binding. The transcript is spliced from 18 exons. Gene Ontology annotation, cellular component: synapse; plasma membrane. Gene Ontology annotation, biological process: synaptic signaling.